Molecule: messenger RNA, 2466 nt
Organism: Anoplophora glabripennis (Asian longhorned beetle)
Lineage: Eukaryota; Metazoa; Arthropoda; Insecta; Coleoptera; Cerambycidae
Product: zinc finger protein 90-like
Exons: 4
Coding region: 29-2197 (722 amino acids)
Biological process (GO): regulation of transcription by RNA polymerase II
Cellular component (GO): nucleus
Molecular function (GO): zinc ion binding; RNA polymerase II transcription regulatory region sequence-specific DNA binding; DNA-binding transcription factor activity, RNA polymerase II-specific
Source: RefSeq, a predicted model, not a curated record
UUAUAGAAAAAUUGAAAAAUUUAAAUAAAUGGAAGGUAGGAAAGCAAUAUUUUGCAGACUUUGCAUAAAUAUUGUGAGCAAUGGAAAUUUUACAGUAAUAGACGAAUCUACGAGGGAAAUUAUAAAAACAGUUUCACUGAAUCUGGACUUAGGCAACUAUAAACAUAUCAUGUGUUCUACCUGUUCCAUUAAACUGUAUUCUGCGUUUGACUUUAAAUCCACUUGUCUCUAUGUUGAGGAUAAGAUUGUUUCUUAUGUUAAUCCAAAAAUUUCCUUCGUCGACUUAAGAGAAGUUUAUUUAAAGGAACAAAAGAGCAAACCGUUCAUUAAAAUGGAAGAUGACCAGAAAAUAUGUCGAUUAUGUUUGCAGUCCGUUAGUGAGGGAUUUGUGUCAUUUCAUGAAGAGAAGUUAGAGAUGAUUAUUAGAUACAUCCCAGAAGUGAAUUUUGGCUUCACCGAAGAUCCUGUCAUUUGUAAUCAAUGUUUUAAUUCGCUAAAAGUGCACGAUAGUUUCAUAAAGACCUGUUCAGAUGUUGAAAAACAAAUUCAGAACAUAGGUGACAACAAAAUCAUAGAUUUAGGGGCGUGUGAUGCCUUUAUUAAACGAGAAGAGAAUGAAAUUGAAUUUGGAGAUGAACAGAUGGAGGGGUUAGUUAAAACUGAAAAAGAGUUGGAAACAGAUGAAAUGCUGUUAGAAACGGAAGAAAUUGACAUAAAAUUUGAGGGAGAGGAAUGGGAAAGUGAUUCUUCAUCCAACAUCAUAAACAAAUAUGAUGCUCCAUCCAUGGUACCAUCACAUAAUAAUAACGGUUACAAAAAUGAGUUUAACAGAGACCCUUCAGAUAUCAAAAUGUACAAGUGCGAUUAUUGUACAUAUAAAGCUAAAUAUAAGGGUGGUUUAAGGAGACAUCAGUUGACGCACAAAAAUAUUUCAGCAAUUCAAGCAAUCCAAAUGUUCAAGUGUGAUACAUGCACUUAUAAAAGUAAGCAUAAAAGUCAUCUAAAUAAGCAUAAGUUAACACACAAAGAUGCUUCAGAAAUUCAAAUGUACAAGUGUGAUACUUGUUCUUAUGAGACUAAAUAUAAGGGUGAUUUAAAAAAGCAUCAAUUAACACACAAAGACCCUUCAGAAAUUAAAAUGUACCAAUGUGAUGCAUGCAAUCAUAAAACUAAACAUAAGAGUGAUCUAAAAGUGCAUCAGUUAAUGCACAAAGACCCUUCGGAAAUGGAAAUGUACAAAUGUGAUACUUGUACUUAUGAAACUAAUCAAAAGGGUCGCCUAAGAAUGCAUCAGUUAUUGCACAAAGACCCUUCGGAAAUCAGAAUGUACAAAUGUGACACUUGUACUUAUGAAACUAAAUUUAGCAGUCAUCUGAAUGUGCAUCAGCUAUCUCACAAAGAUUCUUCAAAUACCAAAAUGUACAAGUGUGAAUCUUGUACUUACGAGACUAAGUAUAAAAGUCAUUUGAAAAGGCAUCAGUUAUCGCACAAAGAUCCUUCGGAUAUUCAAAUGUAUGAGUGUUUCACUUGUUCUUAUAAAACUAAAUUUAAGAGUGAUUUAAAAGUGCAUCAGUCGAUUCACAAAAACGUUUCUGAAAUCCAAAUGUACAAAUGUGACUCUUGUGCCUAUAAAACUAAGUAUAACAGACAUCUAAAACUGCAUCAGUUAUUGCACAAAGACCCUUCGGAAAUGGAAAUGUACAAAUGUGAUGCUUGUACUUAUGAAACUAAAAAUAGGAGUCAUCUGAAAGCGCAUCAGUUAUGGCACAAAGACCCUUUGGAAAUUGAAAUGUACAAAUGCGAUACGUGUACUUACGAGACUAUAAACAGGAGUCAUCUGAAAGGGCAUCUAUUAUCACACAAAGACCCCAUAAAAACCAAAAUAUACAAAUGUGAAUUGUGUACUUAUGAAAGUAAGUAUAAGAGUCAUUUGAAAAGGCAUCAAUUAUUGCACAAAGACCCUUCGGAAAUCCAAAUGUACAAGUGUGAUACUUGUACGUAUGAAACUAAAUAUAACAGUGAUCUAAAAGUGCAUCAGUUAUCGCACAAAGAUCCUUUAGAUAUCCAAAUGUAUAAAUGUGAUAAUUGUACUUACGAAACUAAACAUAAAAAGAGCCUCAAACACCAUCUAUCUAGACAUAGGAACCCUUCCACAGCGAGUAGGAAUAAGAUACUUGUGACUAAAUGCAGUAAAUAAAUACUAUUCUACAGGCCUAGGGUCAAUGGAAUAUGUUUUUGGAACUAAAUAGUUUGAAAAUUGCUGAAACUCCAAGGGUAUAAAUGUACGAGUGGAACAAACAUGGUUUCCAGACAAGGCAUAAAACAGUCUAAAUAGAUAUGAGGUACUAAGUACUUACUAUGUUCAAAAUUAACCAUAGAAGUGCAGUAGACAACCAGGCAAAUGUAAUUAAUUGAACAGUAAAUUUUGUAUAUCAUUGCAUUAUAUUUAUUAAAACAGCAUUUGUA